This is a messenger RNA of Triticum turgidum subsp. durum (durum wheat), 1812 nucleotides long. The record is from the annotation of a GenBank genome assembly. Lineage: Eukaryota; Viridiplantae; Streptophyta; Magnoliopsida; Poales; Poaceae.
AUGGCAACUUUGUUGUUUCCAGGCCUCUGUCGGCCUCUCUGCCUCUUCUUGGCUUUCUUCUGCAGCCUACCGUUACUAGGCAUCUGCAAGGAAUCAGAGAGCGAUAGACAAGCCCUCCUGUGCUUAAAGUCCGGGCUCUCGGCACCCGCCGGAGCUCUAACUUCAUGGAGCAACGUGUCCAUGGAGUUCUGCAACUGGCACGGGAUCACCUGCGGUGUGAUGUCCCCUCGGCGUGUCAUCGCGCUGGACCUUGAAUCCCAAGGCAUCUCGGGCUCCAUCCGGCCUUGCAUCGCUAACCUCACUUGGCUGGCAAGGCUCCAGCUGUCCAACAACAGCUUCGGUGGCGGCGUGCCGUCCGAGCUUGGCCUCCUGAGCCGGCUCACCAACCUCAACCUCAGCAUGAACACUUUGGAAGGUACCAUCCCGCCCCAACUCUCUGCAUGUUCCCAACUCCAAGUUCUCGGCUUGUGGAAAAAUUCCCUCAGCGGAGAGAUCCCAGCUAGCCUUAGCCAAUGCAAGCGCCUUCAAGAGAUUAACCUUGGAAAAAACAAGCUCCAAGGGAGCAUCCCUCCUGCUUUCGGAAACCUUCCUGAGCUGCGCAUAUUAGAUCUGGCCAGUAACACACUUACCGGCAACAUACCGCCAUCUUUGGGCAGCUUCCGUUAUCUCACAUAUGUUGAUCUCGGGAUCAAUGCUCUUGGAGGGGUCAUCCCCGAGUCCUUGUCAAAUAGUUCAUCUCUUCAAGUACUUAGGCUCAUGAGCAAUAGUCUUACUGGAGAACUCCCAAAGGCUCUCCUCAACACUUUGUCACUUGGUGCCAUUUGCCUCACACAGAACAAUUUCGUUGGUUCCAUACCUUCUGUUACUGUCAUCUCUUCCCCUCUUAAGCAUCUCUAUUUAGGGGAAAACCAUCUUUCGGGAAGAAUACCUUCCUCACUAGGGAACCUUUCCUCCCUACUUCAUCUUCGUCUCGCAGACAAUCAUUUAGUUGGGAGCAUCCCCGAGAGCUUAGGUUAUAUUCCAACAUUAGAGAUAUUGACCUUGAGUACAAACAACUUAUCUGGACCUGUUCCACCUUCUAUAUUCAACAUGUCAUCCCUGAAAAGUCUUGGCGCAUUUGACAACUCACUUGUUGGAAUAUUACCCAUCGACGUCGGCUACACCCUACAUAAUAUCAAGGACUUAAUACUCUCAGGAAAUAAUUUUGAUGGACCAAUCCCAGCCUCUCUUCUCAAAGCUUACCACCUACGCUGGCUUGACUUGAACAAUAAUAGAUUUAUUGGAUUCAUACCAUUCUUCGGCUCGCUGCCAAAUUUAGUGCAUCUCGAUUUGGCAUCCAACGAGCUAGAAGCAGAUGACUGGGGAUUUGUCUCUUCACUAUCUAACUGCUCCAGAUUAAACAUGCUGGCCCUCGAUGGAAACAAUCUCAAUGGAAAAUUGCCAAGUUCUAUUGGAAAUCUUUCAGAUAGUCUUGACUCGUUGUGGCUGAAUAGCAACCAAAUUUUUGGACCUAUACCACCGGAGAUUGGCAACCUUAAGAGCCUCAGUAUAUUGUACAUGGACUACAAUUUUUUCACUGGUAAUAUACCACCAACAAUUGGGAAAUUGCACAACUUGAUCAAUCUAUCCUUUGCGCAGAACAUGCUUUCAGGUCAGAUUCCAGAUACUGUUGGCAAUCUUGUCCAGAUGAGGUUACUCGAAUUGGAUCAUAACAGUCUCAGUGGAAGAAUACCAGCAAGCAUAGCACGAUGCACUCAACUCACCAAACUAAACCUUUCUUACAACUCACUGGAUGGGCUCCUACCUGGUUAA